CUUUGGCGGAGGGGUGGAGGGGAGGCGGCCGGAGUUGCGAGAAAGGCAGAAGCCGCGGCCGAAGCAGCAGCAGCGGGGAAGUCGCGGCGUUUAGCCCAGCCCAGCAUCGGACCUUCCAAGCCCCGUCAGCGCGGAGGACCCUCGCCGGCUCCUUGCUCGCUCGCCCGCCCGCCCGCUUCCCUCCCUCCCUGCCUCCUCUGCCCCAUGGGCUGGCCGCGGCGGACGGGCGCUUGGGCGAGCCUCCUGUGGGGCUGCCUCUCCGUUGCCCUUGCCCAGCAAGUGACGGUCCGCCAUGAGGUCACCGGGUACCUGGGGAAGAGAGUGGUUCUGCCCUGCAACAUUGCGGUAACUGGACCUGACAUGAAAGUCAGCCAAGUGACCUGGGUGAAGGAGGUCGGAGGUCGGAGGCAGAAUGUGGCCGUCCACCAUCCAGUGCAUGGACAAAACUACCCGAUGGAGAAGAACAGCAGGCGGAUCAGCUUCUCCACACAGUCCUUGACGGACGCCUCGCUGAUCAUUGAACACCUCCUCAUGACGGACGAGGGCACCUACUCCUGCGAGUUUGCCACCUAUCCCAACGGCAACGAAGUCGGCACUACCAACCUGAUCAUCUUAGCCAAGCCCACCAGUAGUGCUGAGCCCGUGGAGGUCAAAUCCAGCAACCUGGAGCAGCCCGUGGCCGUGUGCACAUCCAGAAACGGGAAGCCGCCGGCUCGCGUCAUCUGGCAGUCGAAGCUGACUGGCAACUCUAGCGUCAAGCAGACGAAUAACUCCGACGGCACCGUCACCGUCACCAGCCACUACAACCUGAUCCCCACCAAGGAAGCCAACGAGCAGCAGAUCACCUGCCUCGUGGAACACGUGGCCCUGCCACAGAUCGAGUCCUACCCAGUCCAACUUUCCAUAUUGUAUGCUCCUGAAGUUUCCAUAGAGGGCUACGACGAUAACUGGUAUUUGACCCGCAAUGAUGUCAUCCUUGUUUGCAACGCGAAGGGGAAUCCCGCCCCGGUAGAUUUCUCCUGGAGCACGUCCAAUGGGUCACUUCCGAAGUCGGUAGAGGUUCAGGGUCAGCGCCUCUUCGUGAAAAAAGUGGAUUACUCUGUGAAUACCACCUUCAUCUGCCAAGCCACCAAUCGCGUCGGGCGGGUUUCGACACACCAAAUCAUCCUCGUCCGAGACCAGCCAGUGAAGAGUCAGAGCCGCAACGUUGGAGCCCUGGCCGGGGGUAUCGUGGGGGGGAUCCUGGCCCUGGCAGUUCUGGGGAUCAUAGUCUUCUUCAUCCUGCACCGCCGGCACCCCCGAGCUUCCAAAGGCUCCUUUGACUCCAAGACACGAGUCUUUGGCAACGGCACUUCUCAGCCCCCGACGCACGACUUCACCGAGCUCGACCGGCCGCUGAAACCUGCUACGGGCCGAAAACUGGAGGAGGACGAUGACGAUGACGAUUACAGAGAGGAGGAGCGCGAGGAGCGGCGGCACCCUCCCUAUGGCUACGCCCCGCGGCACCGGGAAGACGAGGGGGAACGAUUUGACCAGCUGGGCCCAAUCCUGCGGUUCAGCCCUGACCCGCACGGCUACGACUACGACGACAUGGAAUCGCAGCACGACGGGUCCAUCAUCUCCAAAACGGCAGUCUACGUGUGAGUGAGCUCGGUCCGGACAGCCGUUCUGGGGAACAGCAAGAGAACAAAGCUCCCUCCCAAAGACUCUCGAAAACUCCCUGAAGGAUUUUUAAUGUUGUUUUGUUUUUUUUAAACUUACGGACUCUGCCCACAGCAGCCCUCCUUAAGGAAUGAGCGGCAGCUGCCAGGGCAGGUGGGCAUUGGAGGAAAAAACCAAUGGGGUUUGUCCCUGAGGAAAAAGAAAACUGAGGAGAAAACUAUCAAGGCCUUCGAAACUGUCCCUUCUGAAGAAAUCUUUUCGGUCCCGCUGCCUUAGAAGGAUUUUAAAAUCUUUGUUUUUAAUGUUGGAGGAGAUGGCAAACCAGAUGGUAAUACCUGGCACUCCGAGCGGUGCAGGAAAGGAAUGAAACUGAUCCAGCAUCCUCGUGAAACGGGACCUUCCCUGGUGAGGGACGGGAGACUCCGAUGCCCUCUCCGACGGGACUUCCCUGAGAAUUGGUGCUCUCAACUUUGAUUUGCAAGAGACUCGGCUGCUUUCAAAGGCCGGGCUUCCCCCCGGCUGUCCCUUGAUCCAGGAAAACUGGGACUUCAAAUGUCCUGUGUUGUUGUGUUUUAUAGCAUCCUGGGAGGGUUGGGGGAAAUGAAGGAGCCCUGUGGCGAGAUCUCUUUUUUUAAAAAAAAAAAACUCCAGGGUUUAAGGAAUUAUCCGGGAAUUGCUUGAGGUUGUCCGUCUUGUGGAUUCCGUGGUUUGGCUGUGUGCCACGUCCUCCUCCCAUCGCUACAACGGUCUCACAUGGAAGGCUGAAAGGGGUGGCUCUCCCGUAAUGGGAACUGAGCCAUUUCUUGGGUCGCCCAUGUUCACACGCUACCUUUGUGCUCUUCUUUAUGUGUCCUCUCUCUGUUGUCUGUAAAUAGCCAAGCUUUAAAACAAAAACAAAACAACAGCAAAAAGCACAAAGAGAUAUUUUCAUACUAGGUUUGGCUGUGCCUUCCCUUGUCCUUCCCCCCCCCCCCCCCCCCCAUAUCUCAACAUCAAUUCUGCCUUUGCUUGUGUGUAAUUAAAUGCUUUCUCAAAACCUACCUCUUAUCUUUCUCGCUGGCUCCUCUUUCAAACUUGGAUGGGUGCCUGGAAUGGUGUAAAAAUAAAUAUCAGCAUUGCCGGA
Messenger RNA from Thamnophis elegans (Western terrestrial garter snake), 2785 nucleotides. Its product is annotated as nectin-1-like. NCBI's taxonomy places the organism in Eukaryota, Metazoa, Chordata, Lepidosauria, Squamata, Natricidae. The record is from RefSeq and is a predicted model, not a curated record. Bases 205 to 1644 code for a protein of 479 amino acids. The transcript has 6 exons.